UAAUAAAAACGUUACAGCCUUUAUGAGACAAGAGGCGAGAGUGAGUUUAUUACCCAGGAAAAUGAUCUCCAACAUACUGCCAUAAUAAACAUAAUGCCACACCUACUUUAUCAAAGAAAAUUUAGAUUUUAAACUUGGCUAAAGAGAUCAUAGAUACGGUAUACUCGUGUAUUUGUUAUAUUUCAUAUUAUCAGAGGCUAUUCAACAUUUAGGACAAUGUUGCCAUCUGGUGGCAAAAGCUGUUCAUAAGCGCAGGCUGCAGCAGAGGUACCGGUCAGACCAGACAGUGCAGGUUUUCAGUGGCAGCCAUGUUAGCUCCACAGUCACCAAUGCAGAAUAUAGUAAUAUUGAAAAAAAAAACACAUUUUGUAUUUAUUUUAGGAUGAAUUCAACACAUGGAAGUAGAUGUUUACCAUUCAGACUGAGUGUUCAGUAAAUAUUGUGUUUAGCACAGAAUACAAACACAGUGAAGGCAAGUGAAAAUAAUACACUGUUCAUAAUUUCACCUGCUUUUAUGUGUGUUAGUGUGUAAGGAAGGGGGAAAUAGUGUUUAUGCAUAGCACAUUUUCCCAUAAUUGCAUUCAUAUUGUAUUAUUUUUAUGUUAUUUCAUCGUGCAACCGAGAUGAAAAUUCAUUACAAACAGGGAUUAUGUAUCUAUUUUGUAACUAAAAUCUAUAAACACACAUGACAAAAAAAAGGUUAACAUAUAAUUUAAAACAAAGUCAAAGUUUUACUGUGAUCUAACUUGCACUACAUUUCCCAUAAAGCCCCGGCAGUCGUUGUUGUACGCGUUGCUUUAGCACGACUGCUGCUGCCUUUGCAGAUUUAUAUACAAUACACACAGAGACCGACCAUGCCUGCUACAUGCACAGAGGGAAAUCCAGAUGAUUUGUGCAGCUGCUAAAACGCGUUGCCGCUGCUGAAUGUAACCUCGGUUUAUAUUUGGCUUAAAGGAGACGCAACAAAGCGCACAAGAUGGUUGCGCUCCAGGCCUGGGCGAAUAAGUAGGUUUACUAUAGCUUUAAGAACGCCAAAAUAGUGGCUGCUUCUUUAAAAAAUAUAUCGGUUUAUUGCUGAAUAGAUAAUUAAGAAAAGUUUUCAAUUUCUAAUCAAUAAAUUGAUGCAUGUGAUUUGCGACGAACCCAACGCAUUCACAGAAAAUGCCCCACUGUUGGAUAAAGGCCUCUUGCAUUCAAAACGUCUUUAGUCUUUAAACCAGAUGUGGUGCGCUUCUGCUCAAUUUGCAAGUGAACCUGCUUGCCUUUCUGCGGAUUUACAGACCGGCUGAAGAGUCCUCAAGGUGAUGGAACCGACCGGCGACCGAACCGGGGAUGUAAAUAAAGGUGAGGAGCCGGCGGAGGACAAGGCCGCACAGCAGACCCCGGCCACCAGUACGGCCGUUACCCCGCGCAGGGGGCUCAGGGAGCGGGGAGCGGGCCGCCCGAGGUCCGGCGUCUCCUCCGCUUCAUUAACGGACGUUAACGGGACUGCGCAGAGCUCGGGACGGGUUUUAAGGGACCGGUCAACGAGGGCAGUGCCGGCUUGGCUGAAGGACAGCAAAAGCGACGACGAUGAAGACGAACCGAGCCCGGACACCGGCUCGACCAAGCGGAGGAAAGUUUCCAACUCCCGGCGGAAGAAACAGUCAGAGUCGGCGGGCUGGGUCGAGCCUGGAGGGGGGGUCGCAGGUGACAGCCUUCAAGCCACAGACUCAGAGGACCCCAAGAAACCAGCCACAGAUGCUCAAGCUCUUCCCUCCAGACGCCCCCCAGCCCAGACUGGAGCCAAGCCCCAGUCUGGCAGGGCCGCCCGCAGCUCUGCCAAGCCUGUGUGUAAGACAGAGCCUGGAACGGAGAAUCAAGCUGCAGAAGGGGAGGCAAACAAUAAAGAGAAGUAUGAAAUUAAAAAGAAAGAGGAGGAAAGUGAGCAUGUUGCUGAACCAGUCCUGGGUGAUAGAGACCCUCCUUUUCAGGAUGACCCCAACGACUUAAACUACCAGCCACAGAGUCAGAGUGCUGCGGAGGAAGAAGAGGGACUCAGCAGUGACGAUGAUGUUCCUUUUAGAGAUGACUUAAAUGAUCAGAGCUACGACCCCAAGGCUGAAAGGGAUGUCCCCAAACCAAAGCGCAGACCUCCUCCUAGACAGAAGGAGAAGAAAGAAAAGGACAAGGCACCUAAAAAAGAGAAGGAAGUUGCUGAGAUUAAGAUAGAAGGUUCAGACAACGUGGAGAAAGUGGAAGAGGAAGUGAAGCUGGAGGAAGAAAUAGUGGAGGACCCUGAUGGACCCAGGAAGAGAGGCCGGAGGAAAAAAGAUGACAAAACCCCACGGCUGCCAAAAAGAAGGAAGAAGCCCCCAGUGCAGUAUGUGCGCUGUGAGAUGGAGGGAUGUGGCACAGUUCUGGCUCAUCCUCGCUACCUGCAGCAUCACAUAAAGUACCAGCACUUGCUCAAGAAGAAAUACGUCUGUCCUCAUCCUUCUUGUGGAAGGCUUUUCCGUCUACAGAAGCAGCUACUUCGUCAUGCAAAACACCAUACAGACCAGAGAGACUACAUCUGUGAGUUCUGUGCUCGUGCCUUCAAGAGCUCCCACAACCUGGCUGUGCACCGCAUGAUCCACACCGGAGAGAAGCCCCUCCAGUGUGAGAUCUGCGGCUUCACCUGUCGCCAGAAGGCGUCUCUCAACUGGCACAUGAAGAAGCAUGAUGCUGAUGCCACCUAUCAGUUUUCCUGCUCCAUUUGUGGUAAGAAGUUUGAGAAGAAGGACUGCGUGGUGGCCCAUAAGGCCAAGAGUCACCCAGAGGUUCUAAUUGCUGAGGCACUCGCAGCCAAUGCUGGCGCCCUCAUCACAACCCCUGCAUCCUUACUGGAGCUGCCAGGAAACCCCAUACAAGCAGAAGUCACCAGCCUGGAAAUGAGCCAAAUAGGGCAGGUGGAACCAAUGAGUCAGGAAGGGCAAGUUGGGCAGCAAGUGGCUCAGGUGUCCCAGAUGGGUCAUGUGACCCAACAAGUGAGUCACCAGGUGGUUUUACUGGGACAAGACCAGAGCCUCCAUACCAUGCAGGUGCCAGUGACGAUCGCCCUGUCCCCCAUUGACCCCCCUUCGCCAGCUGACAACCAGCAGCAGACUCACCUCCAGCUACAGAUGCCCGUCCAGUUCGUGCAGCCACAGCAACCCCAAAUACAACAACUGACCCUCCAUUCUGGUGCAGUGGUGACCCAGCAACAACCCCAGCUUCAUCCCCUUCAGUCCUAUUCCUCACAGCAGCACAGCCACGGGCAGACACAAAUCCUACAAAUGACCUUCCAGCCGGUCAGCCAGUCCCAGACCCAUAUUCAGCAGAUUCCCAUUUUAGCAACCUCACAGCAGCUUCAGACCCUGCAGACAGCCGCCCCAAGCCCUCCUCUCCUAUCCCCCUCCCAGAAUCCAGCCUGCACCAACGGGGACAGCUUUAUUCUGGACAAUCCGGUGCUCUCUUCCUCCUCUCCGUCGGUCAACUCUCUUCAGCACACAGUGGCGGUGGGGGAGGACAGUGUGGUCUGGGAGCAGACAGGACAAGAGGACGUUCUGUCUGACAGCACUGAGAGACACGUGCAGGAGGCCCUCAUGUAA
Messenger RNA from Scomber scombrus (Atlantic mackerel), 3611 nucleotides. RefSeq names its product ZFP91 zinc finger protein, atypical E3 ubiquitin ligase (gene zfp91). Gene Ontology annotation, molecular function: transcription coregulator activity. The record is from RefSeq and is a predicted model, not a curated record. Gene Ontology annotation, biological process: regulation of transcription by RNA polymerase II. Lineage: Eukaryota; Metazoa; Chordata; Actinopteri; Scombriformes; Scombridae. Gene Ontology annotation, cellular component: nucleus. The transcript has 12 exons. The coding region runs from base 1305 to 3611 and encodes 768 amino acids.